AUGGCUCCUCUCGCAGGUCUUUGGGCCCUGAUGGCCGCUUGCUUGAUGCUUUUCCAGGAGAAGGGGACCGACAUGAUCCUCUUCUUCAACCAGAAAUCCGCACCCAUUUUCCGCAACUUCCUGGCCAUCGAGCCACCACCAGCCGUCACCACGACGCUGGUUUCGACCAUCCACUCGACCAUCCACCACGUCUCAACAAUAACCGCUCCGCCAAUAACCUCCACCACCACAUUUUACGCUCCUGGUUACUCCGCUGUCGUCGUCACCCUCUCAACUCCUCCUGCCACGACCCCGACCACCACACCCCUCCUUUACGAACCCUUCCCGGCAUUCAGCUAUGCCGCGUGGCAGACAGUCGACUCUUGCAUUCCGGAGGCCGGAUGGGACAUACUUGCCAAGCUUUUCGAGGGACUGGUCGCCCUUGGGACAGCACUGGCAGAGGCAUGUGCGCACUGGGAACACUUCUGGGACACCUUUGAUCUUGCGAUCUGGGUUGAGACAUACUGCCCGCCCCUUUCACUUCCACCAUGGUACCCUCAUCUUUACUCCUUCCUCUUUUGUCUCCUCUUUCUUGCUGGCGCUUCGCGUGUAAUCGGCAGAGAGGACCGAAGACGACUUGGGGAGCGUCUGUACCAGAGAUGGCUGGUGGAGCAAGAUGAACGACGCAUCACCAGACAGGAAGUUGCAAAAGCGCUCGAUCAAUACCGAGCACGGCGCGAUGCAGGAGCCGCGGAGAGAACCGCAGGCCCUCUCCUCGACAGGGAGAUGGACCUGGUGAUGUUCUUCGCGCUCCAACGACUUCGGUACAAACUAGACCAAGUCGAGAAGGACUACCGUCUGGGCCCUGUGCUGUCAUCGAGGGGCAUCAUCCCGGCAGUGGAAGCGGAACGCGCUGUCAUGGAGGCGAUGUGGGACAGACGAUGCUCGCCUGUCCUGAGAUUCAUCUACUCCCUGUGUCGCUCCGUCUGGACCUUCACGCGGGAGGCCAUUGCCUUCUGGGGUGAAGAGUUGUUCUUGGAGGUGUGGGAGACGAUCUUGCCCGUCUGCCUCCUCAUGUCGGUCCUCGCCAUUGCCUUUGUCCUAGGGACAUUGGCCUUGGCCAUAGGGUUAGUCGGCAGUAUCUGCUGGCUAUCCCUGAUGGGGACGACAAUCGGCGCCUCCGUUGCAAGACCGGUGGUCGAAGGAGCGAAGGGCUUCGUCAGCGAACUGCUGCGCCCGGAGCCUCCUUCGUCCACUGGCAACGAGGGGUUGUCGAGCCAGCAAACAGAAGCUGGUGAGGAUGAGCAGAGGGCUAGGAAGAGGAGGAGAGUGGAUUGA
Fonsecaea multimorphosa CBS 102226 is the source of this 1317-nucleotide messenger RNA. RefSeq lists its product as uncharacterized. The transcript has a single exon. The record is from RefSeq and is a predicted model, not a curated record. Lineage: Eukaryota; Fungi; Ascomycota; Eurotiomycetes; Chaetothyriales; Herpotrichiellaceae. The coding region runs from base 1 to 1317 and encodes 438 amino acids.